Messenger RNA from Lithohypha guttulata, 1698 nucleotides. RefSeq names its product Glutamate decarboxylase 2 (gene GAD2). Gene Ontology annotation, cellular component: cytoplasm. The transcript has 2 exons. Gene Ontology annotation, biological process: carboxylic acid metabolic process. The coding region runs from base 1 to 1698 and encodes 565 amino acids. NCBI's taxonomy places the organism in Eukaryota, Fungi, Ascomycota, Eurotiomycetes, Chaetothyriales, Trichomeriaceae. Gene Ontology annotation, molecular function: carboxy-lyase activity; pyridoxal phosphate binding. The record is from RefSeq and is a predicted model, not a curated record.
AUGUCGAAUUUGUCCCUCGGUAGAGCUGAGGAGCUCGACAACUUGCUCAAGAUAGCAGGUGUCGAACUUAUCGACUUUGUCAACAAGGCUGAUGUCGAGCGCAACCAGCAUCUCGCUAGGGCCGUCGAUUCGGAACGUGGACCACAUUCUUGUCUGGUACAUCCUCAAUCCUCAUCUCAACACGACCUUGAAUCCAGUCUCGAAAGCUUCCUGAAUAUACGUGAUACAGGGGCUGGCUUAGAAGGUCUACCCAAAUUGAUCGAAACCAUUCUAGAAUACAGUGUCAAUACUUCGGCUCCUGGUUUCCUAGAUAAGCUGUAUGCAGCACCAUUGCCUCCAGGUAUUCUCGCGGAACUGAUUCUUGGUGUUUUGAAUACCAACGUGCAUGUCUACCAGGUCAGUCCUGUUCUUACCCUGAUCGAAAAGUACGUGGCGCGACAUCUUGCACACUUGUUCGGCUUGAGAGGUCCAAGAAGUGGCGGUAUCAGUGUCCAAGGAGGUUCAGCAAGUAACAUGACCUCCAUCGUGAUCGCGCGCAAUACUGUAUUUCCUGAAACAAGAACCAUCGAGAAAGCUGCACAGUCAUUGGGGUUCGGUAGCAGUAGUGUCAUCACAGUUCCUGUGGACGAAGACGGAAGGAUGCUACCUGAAGAGCUUUCAAGAAUGGUUGCGGAGGCAAAGUCUAGAGGUGACUUUCCUUUCUAUGUCAACGCAACUGCUGGCACAACCGUACUGGGAUCCUUUGACCCGUUCGAGGAGAUAGCAAACGUUGCUCGCAAGCAUAAUUUAUGGCUUCAUAUAGAUGGUGCUUGGGGUGGAGGGUUUGUCUUCUCAAACCGAGAGCAGAUUAGAAACAGACUGCAAGGUACUGAAUUAGCUGACAGUAUUGCGAUCAAUCCGCAUAAGAUGCUUGGUGUUCCAAUGACUUGCAGUUUUCUGCUUGGGAAGGAUCUAGAGCAAUUCCAGAGAGCAAAUACUCUCAAAGCCGGUUAUUUGUUUCACGACGAGACUGAGUCGGACAAUGACAUAGAUAAGUUCGAAAGCCUGCUGGAUGAUGCCCAUGACCAUCGAUCGUCCGAAGACGACGACCUUUGGGCAUCACCAUAUGACUUGGCCGACUUGACACUACAGUGUGGGCGCAGAGGCGACGCUCUCAAGCUCUUCCUGUGCUGGCAGUACUAUGGCACUAAAGGCUACUCUGAAAUGGUGGAUAAUGCUUAUGAUGUCGCGUGCUACAUGUCGAGGCUAGUCAAGGACAACAAACACUUAACACUUUUGAGUCGUGAGAAAGACCCCAGCUGUCUCCAAGUGUGCUUCUACUUUACGCCCAACGGCAGAUUCACUUAUGGUCUGCUCGAUCAGGAAGGCAUAAUAAACCCGUCAGAAGGACUGCUUAACGGUACAGCAGAGAUCAGACACUACUCCCAGGGGUCUCGCUCGAGAGCUCGGUUAGGAAAGCUCAAUUCGAGGAUGACCGCUUCCAUAUCCAAAGCUUUGAUUCCCAGAGGCUUCAUGAUAGAUUUCGCCCCAGCACUCGAAGGUCAAGAAGAUCGUGGUAUUUUCUUCAGAGUGGUGAUCAACAUAUCGACGAUUCAAGAAACAGCAAGCAGACUGAUUGGCGAACUUGUCACAAUUGGUACCUCGCUUGUCCGAGAGAUUGAAGAUCAAAGCAUUGGAUUGAGGAGGACGCGAGAUUGA